Symbiodinium natans is the source of this 939-nucleotide messenger RNA. Lineage: Eukaryota; Dinophyceae; Suessiales; Symbiodiniaceae. The record is from the annotation of a GenBank genome assembly.
AUGAACGGCACCGGCCUCUACGACAACUUGGAGAAAUACCAGCUUCCGACGCCCGAGUCCGUCUUCACCUUGGACUAUUUCAAAGAGAAGCCUCAGCCAUUUUGUGACCUUGCCAAGGAGCUCCUUCCCGGGAAGUACGUGCCCACGCUGACCCACUGCUUCAUCCGGCUGCUAGAGGAGAAGGGUCUGCUGUUGCGGCUGUUCACCCAGAACAUCGACGGUCUGGAGCGCGUCUGCGGCAUUUCACCGGAGCUCCUCGUCGAAGCCCACGGGUCCUUUGCCAACGCGCACUGCGUGGAGUGCCGUCAGCAGCACGACGUGCUCCGAUGGCGCGACUGCAUUGAGCGCAACGAGCUGCCACGCUGCCCGGCCACGCGGAUGCUGCCGGAGCCUCCACCGAAGCCGACCGAGGCGGAGAUGGAGGAGGUCAAGAAAGAGCUCGAGACUCUUCCUGCGCUGCGGGCGGAGGCUUGGAAGACGACGGACUUCACGGAGCUCACCAACAUCGGCCUUAAAGAAGCAAACCUGAAGUCGAAGUUGGCGGACAUGGAGAAGUGGGCAGCGGAAGCGGAUGCCAAGCACGAGGAGUGGGAGAAGGGGCCCAAGACCUUCCAGUGCGGGGGCCUCAUCAAACCAGACAUCGUCUUCUUCGGCGAGGGCUUGCCAGCACGGUUCACCUACCUGGCCGAGCGGGACGGCCGCAGCUGCGACUUACUGUUGGUGCUGGGCACUUCACUGAAGGUGAUGCCUUUUGCAGGGCUUCUGGGGAAGGUCCCCGCCCUGUGCCCCCGGCUCCUCAUCAACCGAGAGGCAGUGGGCUUGCACAACCAAGAAGACCCGCCGCUGUUCUUCGGCAACAUCGGCUUCCGCUUUGACGAGGCCGAGAACUACCGGGAUGUGCACAUCGCAGACGACUGCGACGCUGGCAUCUUGGGUUAG